Molecule: messenger RNA, 1224 nt
Organism: Cynara cardunculus var. scolymus (artichoke)
Lineage: Eukaryota; Viridiplantae; Streptophyta; Magnoliopsida; Asterales; Asteraceae
Product: glucan endo-1,3-beta-glucosidase 11
Exons: 3
Coding region: 1-1224 (407 amino acids)
Biological process (GO): carbohydrate metabolic process
Cellular component (GO): plasma membrane
Molecular function (GO): hydrolase activity, hydrolyzing O-glycosyl compounds
Source: RefSeq, a predicted model, not a curated record
AUGGAUCAUCAACUUUGCUUUAGAACAGUUUUCAUGGCGCAAUGUCUUCUGGGAAUCAUCAUUCUAUCUUUAUCUGGGUUUACGAAAGUUGAAUCACUUGGGAUAAACUACGGUCAAGUUGGCAACAAUCUGCCACCGCCGGAGAAAGUUCUUCAGCUUUUGAAAUCAUUACGAAUCACGAAAACCAGAAUCUACGAUACGAAUCCGGAAAUCUUGAACGCAUUUGCAGGUUCCGGGGUUGAAUUGAUCGUAACGGUCGAAAACGCGAUGCUUGGGACGUUAAUGGAUCCACAACAAGCGUUGCAAUGGGUGAGUACGCAUAUAAAACCGUAUUUUCCGGCGACUAGGAUAACUGGAAUCGCCGUCGGAAAUGAGGUGUUCACCGGAGACGAUAUGACAUUGGUGUCUAAUCUGGUUCCAGCCAUGGUUAGCCUUCAACGAGCUUUGACUCAAUUAGGGAUGCAACAGUAUAUUCAAGUGUCGACACCGUCGUCGCUGGCGGUUCUUUCGAAUUCGUACCCACCGUCUGCCGGAACUUUUACGCCGGAGCUCACUACGAUAAUGACGCAACUUUUACAGUUUCUUUCGACCACGAAAGCUCCGUUUUGGAUCAAUGCGUACCCGUAUUUCGCUUAUAAAGAUAGCCCGAGUAAGAUAUCGUUGGAUUACGCCCUUUUCAACCCGAAUACCGGCAUGAUCGAUCCUCACACGAAUAUGCAUUACGACAACAUGUUAUACGCUCAAGUUGACGCGGCUAUAUUCGCCAUGGCACGGCUAGGGUUCGGUGGGAUCGAGGUUAGGGUUUCGGAAACGGGUUGGCCGUCAAAGGGUGACACGGAUGAGGUUGGUGCAACCCCUCAAAAUGCAGCUAUUUACAACCGGAAUCUGUUGCGAAGGCAAUUGAGCGGCGAAGGGACGCCAUUGAGGCCGAAAAUGAGGCUCGAGAUUUACUUGUUUGCUUUGUUUAACGAAGACAUGAAGCCUGGUCCCACAUCGGAAAGGAACUACGGGUUGUAUCAGCCCGAUGGAACCAUGGCUUACAAUGUCGGGUUGUCGGCUUUAUCAACAAACACGAACCCGUCAACGUCGACAUCGACUUCGGCAUCGACGUCGACAUCUUCGUCUUCGAUCUCUCUCACUUCCAUGGCUACCAAGAUGGAACGAAUGGGUUUAGCGUGUUGGAUCAGUGUUUGCUUGGCAGUUAUAGGGACGUUGCCAUUUUAA